AUGACCUCGUUACCCUCGCCGCCAGAUUCUGUGUCUACAGCCGAAGAACAGAGGGUCCAGAAGAUAGGACCCGAGCUGGAGCGCUUGACGAAGAUAUGCAUCGACGCGAUCAACCAACGAGAUUGGGACUACACUUCGCCAGAAGGACAAGAUUUCCUGUCACAUGUCCAUCCGAGCUUCACUGCGAUAUUCGAUAAUGUGCCGGGAAAGAUGGACUGGGCGGGUCUGAAUGCUGCUUGGCAGACCAUGUUUGCAGCACAUCCAGAGGGGCAGUUCAACAUCACGCGAAUGAACACCGCUGUCGAUACAAGAGCCGGAUACGGGACAGUCGUGAUUGAGAGUGAAGCGACUGGCGUGUCGAAUGUCGUGCUGCAUGGCCUCAGCGAAGCCAAAUGGCGCCGCGUGAAUGGGAAGUGGCUGUUCUACUAUCAUGCUGGCAUGCGUGGGAGCAGCGGAAACAGCGGAUUCGUGUGA
Molecule: messenger RNA, 474 nt
Organism: Fulvia fulva
Lineage: Eukaryota; Fungi; Ascomycota; Dothideomycetes; Mycosphaerellales; Mycosphaerellaceae
Exons: 1
Coding region: 1-474 (157 amino acids)
Source: RefSeq, a predicted model, not a curated record